GAGAAAGAGACAGAUGCACUGCAGGUGAAGUUAUCAGGCGGUGAGAAUGAGGGGACGUCGCCUGAAGCCACUCUUCUCUUUGGGGAUCGCUCUCUUCUUUUUGGGGAUUCUGCUGACCGCUCUCGUCUGGUACAAUGGCAACAAAAAUAACGUGGAAACUCGACAGCUGUCUCUUGAAAAGAAAAGAGCCCCUCCGCCUUCUGAACUUUGUAAAGGCUGCAGACAGGUCAUCGACAAAGUAAGAGAGCGUUACAAUAAAACCUGGAUUAAGCAGGUGGACGAUUACCUAGAAUUCAGAUCUCAGCUGAGCAGAAAGUGCCAUGGUUUUGACAGUGCAUUCAUCACCCAGUACAACACGCCAGUUGGAGCAAAGAUUGUGUAUGAUGGAGAAAAGACGCGCACCCUCCAGGUGACCCCGGAGAUUUUCAGCACCUUCCCAAAGGAGCAUCCAUUUUCAAACAAAAUAUGGGGAACAUGUUCCGUUGUUGGGAACGGUGGGAUCCUGUCCAACAGCAGCUGUGGAAAGAUGAUUGAUUCAGCAGAGUUUGUUAUGAGGUGUAACCUACCUCCCUUGGACAACGGCUAUGAGAAUGAUGUGGGGAUCAAGACUGACCUCGUGACAGCAAAUCCAAGCAUCCUCAUUAAGAAAUACGGGUCUCUGCAACAGCGUCGGCGUCCGUUUGUGGAAAGUCUGCGUAGCUAUGGCAACUCUUUGCUGCUCCUUCCCGCCUUCUCCUACGGCUUCAACACGCCUUUGUCCCUGCGGGCCGUGUACAGCAUUGAGGACUUUAAAAGCCCCACCCGGCCUGUCUUCUUCAACCCAGAGUAUCUGGAGAGUUUGGGCCUCUUCUGGCGCUCCAGAGGCCUAAAAGCAGUACGUGCCAGCACCGGCCUGAUGAUGGCGAGCUUGGCGCUGGAACACUGUACCGAUGUGCAUCUUUAUGGGUUCUGGCCCUUUGGUAAUCACCCCCAGGGACUCCAUGCGCUGACUAACCACUACUACGAUGACGUACAACCUAAAAACACAGUCCAUGCCAUGCCGGUUGAGUUUGAAUUCUUGUUGCAGCUGCAUAGUCAGGGGGUGCUCAGGCUUCACCUGGAAGAUUGUCAACCAGGUGAAAAGUAGUUCCCAAACCCAGCAGAAGGGCCGGGGAGAAGUGCCUCGAUUUGUAGCCCACUCGCUUAUAAAGUCUUUCAUAUCAUUUUGAAUGAACGGACAGAUAAUUUGGGCUCAUGACAUGUGUCCAAACACUAGGUGGGUUUGUAUGUGUGGAUCUGCUAUUGAACAGAGGCACGGGGCCCAUGUGCAUGUUGAUGUAAGGGUGCAUAUGGGUGAGUGCUUGGUGAUGGGGACAAGUGUGUAUGUGUGUGGAUGGGAAGCAAAUUAUUUUUUUACCGUGUCUCAACCUGACGUGUCACAUGUCGUCAUAUGAUGAAGGGGAUUGUAGUGGCCAUUUGUCCUUGGGAUCAAUAAACAAUUGUGUCAAAGGGCCA
Molecule: messenger RNA, 1494 nt
Organism: Gasterosteus aculeatus aculeatus (three-spined stickleback)
Lineage: Eukaryota; Metazoa; Chordata; Actinopteri; Perciformes; Gasterosteidae
Source: RefSeq, a predicted model, not a curated record